Molecule: messenger RNA, 3678 nt
Organism: [Torrubiella] hemipterigena
Lineage: Eukaryota; Fungi; Ascomycota; Sordariomycetes; Hypocreales; Clavicipitaceae
Source: the annotation of a GenBank genome assembly
AUGGAUAGUCGAGGUAUCUAUAUCAACAUAGGAAUUAAUCAAGAAUAUUAUUCAAGAGCCUUUGUUGACUCCGGAUGCCUUUGCUAUGGAACUAUUAGCUCUCGAUUAGCCCAGAAGCUUUGCUUACCGCGUAUUCCUAUCACCCCUAGAUCGCUCGAACAGAUCAGCACCACGGUACAUGGGGCUAUACAAACCGUAACAUACGUCGAUCUAGAUAUCGACGGGUACACGAAGAAACGGUCUUUCUUUUAUAUUAUCCCAAACCAGCAGGAUGAUGUUAUACUAGGGAAAACCUGGAUGGAUCUAGAGAACGUCACAAUACAGCCUGCUAGAGGCUUGCUACACAUUGGUUCAUCUAAUCACUGGGUUAAAGAGCGAAAGUACGAAGAAAAACAAGAAUAUGAUAUCACAGGGCAGAGUGCUGCAGUAUUUAUGGGCUUGGUGAGACGAAUACGGAAGAAAACUAUUAACCAAGAGCUAUGGGAAGAGAACAACCCGGUUCAAUCGCGUAUCUUUGCUAUUAGUAUCGCUGAUAUUAACAAAGCGCUAGCACCAAAAGCUCUAACAGACCCGAAACAGAAACUACCAAGCCCUUAUCACCAGUAUCUAUCCGUAUUCAGCAAAGAGAAGGCUGAUAUACUCCCGAAUUAUCGGCCUGGAAUCGACCAUAGUAUACCACUGGAAACUGAUGCUAAUGGAAAAGAAAAGUCGCCCCUAUGGGGACCAUUAUACGGGAUGUCCCGUGAAGAAUUGAUUGUUCUAAGAAAGAUAUUAACAGAACUACUAGAUAAAGGCUUUAUUCGAGCCAGUAGUUCGCCGGCAUCUGCACCUGUCUUAUUUGUCAAGAAGCCCGGUGGUGGUCUACGCUUCUGUGUAGACUAUAGAGGUAUUAAUCAAAUUACGAGAAAGGAUCGAUACCCGCUACCCCUGAUUAACGAAACCCUACGAUCACUAUCGAAAGCAAAGUGGCUUACAAAACUCGAUAUCAUCGCUGCAUUCCAUAAAAUCCGAAUAAAAGAAGGCGAAGAAUGGAAGACAGGCUUCCGUACUCGGUACGGCUUAUACGAAUGGCUCGUGACACCAUUUGGACUCACAGGUGCACCAGCAACCUUUCAACGGUUUAUAAACGAUAUAUUACAAGACUUCCUAGACGAGUUUUGCUCGGCCUACAUCGAUGAUAUCCUCAUCUAUUCUGACGGAACACUAGACGAUCACCGCGAGAAGGUUAAGAAGGUGUUGAAGCGCCUGCAGGAAGCUGGCCUACAAGUCGAUAUCGACAAAUGUGAAUUCGAAGCGACAAGCGUGAAAUAUCUUGGGUUUAUUAUUGACGCAGGGAAAGGCAUCCGUGUAGAUCCCGAUAAGGUUCGAGCUAUUCAACAGUGGGAGUCGCCCCGAACAGUUACAGAAAUCCGGCGAUUUAUCGGGUUCGCGAACUACUAUCGCCAGUUUAUACCAGAAUUCUCGCUCUUAGCACUACCACUUAUUAGGUUAACUAAGAAGGAUACGACAUUUACAUGGUCGGGCGAAUGUCAGAGUGCGUUCGAGAAGCUCAAAGAACGGCUUAUUGGAGCGCCUGUCCUUGCGCACUGGGACGCUGAUAGAGAAACUAUACUGGAAACCGACUCGUCUGGAUAUGUGACGGGCGGCGCUCUCUCGCAGAAGGGAGAUGAUGGUCUAUGGAGACCAGUAGCAUUCUUCUCGAAGAAGAACAUACCGGCAGAAUGCAACUAUCCAAUACACGACAAGGAACUACUGGCAAUUAUUCGUUGCGUACAACAUUGGGACGCCGAAUUACGAAGUGUUGCCUCAUUCACGAUUCAAACAGACCAUUUGAAUCUACGUUACUUUAUGAAGAAACAACUUCUUAGCGAGAGACAAGCUCGAUGGGCCGAAAUCCUAUCACGAUACAACUUUACUAUACAGUUCCGACCUGGCAAAGAAGCUAUAGUGCCAGAUGCGUUAUCUCGGCGCGAGCAAGAUAUGCCAAAUGGCUCGGAAGACGACCGCAUUGAAGGAAGGCGCUUCCAGCUACUUCAGCUACCUAAAGAAGAGCGCAUAAAGCCAGUUAAGAUUAGGAGUGGCUAUGUAACGAAAGCAGACGCCGACCAGCCUAACGAUGAGGUUGGAAACCAGGAUACUAUGGUAAAGACUCCCUUUACACAGCAGGAACUAGCCAAAUUGUGGGAAGAAGGCUUGAAGAGCCAUAAUAGAUACUGGCUUAUUCGCCAAGCAGUACAGAACGGGGAACGAAAACUUCCUCAGCAGUGGGGACUACCAAUUAUGCUAUCUGAGUGUUCAAUUGACACUGACGGAAGGCUAUGCUGGCGGGACCGGAUCUGGGUACCGUAUUAUGAGCCUCUUCGCACUCGUAUCAUUCAAGAUACACACGAUUCAACUCUCUCCGGACAUCCAGGGCGCGAUAUGCUGAAGUCACUACUUAGUCGACGGUUCUAUUGGCCUGGAAUGGACCCUGACAUACGCCAAUUCAUGCGGAACUGCAAUAUCUGCGGAAGGAUAAACGUUUGGCGAGAGAAGAAGCGUGGAUUACUGAAGCCGCUACCAAUACCAAAUCGGAUCUGGUCAGAGAUAUCGAUCGACUUCGUCACAGGGCUCCCGCCUACAAAGUCAAAUGGUAGUUCAACGCUCAUGGUAGUCACGGAUCGAUUAUCGAAGAGUAUUGUAUUAGAACCAUUAAAAGAAGCAACCGCGGAGGCAGUUUCAAAGGCGCUACUGCAGAGCGUCAUACGGCAUCACGGUUUGCCAAAAGCUAUCGUCUCCGACCGAGGAACACAGUUUACAGGACAAUUAUGGCGCCGUUUAUGUGGAAUCCUCAGAAUACAGCAGCGGCUCUCUACAGCCUGGCACCCAGAGACAGACGGAUCUACAGAGCGUGCGAAUCAGGAAAUAGAACGAUAUCUACGCAUAUUUACAACAUACAGCCAAGAUAACUGGGAUGAACUAUUACCAGCAGCAGCUAUAGCACUAAACAAUCGGACAGCUACCGCCACAGGAAUAAGCCCUUUCUUUCUUACCCACGGAUACCACCUCGACCCGCUAGAGAUUAACGAGUCAUUACGUCAAGACGGGUCGACGCCAAUUGAGAAGGCCGAAGCCAUUGUAUCAAAGUUUCGUGAAGCGUCAGAGUGGGCACAAGCCGCCAUGGCAUCGGCGCAAGAGACGCAAGAAAAGAACGCCAAUAUACACCGGCAGCCAUCCGAUCAGUUCCAAAAAGGGGAUAGAGUUUGGCUGAGGCUUAAAAACAUUCACUCUACAAGACCAUCGAAGAAACUAGACUGGCUUGCCGCGAAAUACACAGUAAUCGAGACAAUUGGAUCGCAUGCUUGCCGUCUCGAUACACCACCGGGAAUCCACAACGUAUUCCACGUCUCUCUUCUACGUUUAGCAGCAGAUGAUACACUGCCAUCACAGAAGACUGAUGAUCAACAGCCUGGACCUAUCCUGGUAGACAAUGAAGAGCAAUGGGAGGUGGAGGAGAUACUCGGAGCGAAGCGCCGUGGGAGAGGAUGGCAUGUCUUAGUGAAAUGGACCGGUUGGGCGCAGCCAACGUGGGAACCACUGCAAUACUUGGAAGAUACGGCUGCUUUUUCGCGGUAUGAAGCUUCCCAUGGUAAAAUCAAGAAGAAGAAGACCCCAAAACGGAGGAGGGGGGUAUUGUAA